This is a messenger RNA of Porites lobata, 2421 nucleotides long. The record is from the annotation of a GenBank genome assembly. Lineage: Eukaryota; Metazoa; Cnidaria; Anthozoa; Scleractinia; Poritidae.
AUGGCAGUCACUCUUUGUUCCUAUAUACCCUUUCCACAGCAUAUUGAGGUCAAUCUCUCUUUGAAACCAGUCGUUGAGGGAAUUAAUGAGGCGAGUGGUAAUAUAUUCGAAGUCUUAGAAUCCUGUAACAGCUUUCAAAAUCUACAAAAGCCUGUUGACGUCACCGUUCACGAUUCAUUUGACAAUAAAUGGGAUUAUGAGACUUUUGCAAAGUACAUACAAUCCUGCUCACAGCUUCAGAUUCUUACCCUUUAUAGCCCUGCGGUGACAUCAGACCUGGCUAAAGUCUUACAUAGCGGCCUAUCUGGAAACACGACUUUGUCAGAGUUUACACUACAAGUCUCUGGCAGUAUCCCCUGUGACGCAGCUGUUGUCAUCGGUGAAUGGUUAGCUGCUACUAAAUCUUUAAAGGAAGUAACGUUUCUUCUUAACGUGGUACAGGAUGAGACUUGGGCCAGUGCUAUUGAAACUGGAUUGUGUGCGGACACCGCUUUUACCUCUGUGGUCCUCGAGGUUCGUGGUCCAAUGAGUAACACUGCGAUCCAUGCUUUAGGAAGGCUUUCAUCAAAUGAAGCUAUGACCUCAUUUUCUCUGAAUAAAUAUGGAGAUUUGCAAGAUUUGACAGCUGCUGUUAUUAGUAGAGGAAUUGCACGGCAAACUGCACUCGAGUCAUUGGAUGUAAGUGUUAACGGCAACCUUAGUCUCUCUGGUGCGAAUGUUCUACAAAGCUGUCUUCUAGAAAAUCGCUCCUUAAAUAAUUUAAAACUGUUUGUCCGUGGAGAGAUUCCUGACAACUGGCAAUCUGUUUUGGAAAAUCUUCGUUUGGUAAAGGAAUCAGUUAACUGUGCUUUUCAUCCAGACCCUGGCGGCAGUGUUACAUCUAAUCAAGUGGCGCAUUUUCGUCCUGCUGUGGUCGAGAAUGGGUUGGAAACAAAACAGCACCUAACUGUAGUCAUUUGGGGAGAGCUGAAGUGUAAUGGAGCAGAAGCUUUAUGUGAGGUCUUUGUGCGUGUCCCCCUGACAAGCCUGACUUUAAAAGUGCACGGAAAAUUAAGUAAUGGUGUUGCUGAUAUUAUUGCAAGAUAUGUCAGACAACAAAAUACACUCUCCUCCCUGGCAAUCGAUACUUGGAACGAGCCGGACCAAAGGACAGGAACUUUACUUCAGGGUCUAUCAAAUGACAACGUAACUGUUCAAGUGAAAUUGCAUGAGGUUAAUUUAAAUCCCAAUGAAUCGUUCAGAAUUCCUGAUCUCUUAAUUGAUAGUCCGGCAUCUUUGACACCAGUUUUCUCUGAAGUCAAGAAAACUAGAAAGGAGAAGAUCGCCCUUAGAAUCGUUAACGACGGUGAAGUAACUAAGGACUGGCCACAUCUUUUAGGUGAUGCUUUGGCAGAAAACAUGACUCUAACUGCGCUUGAUCUUACAGUCAACAACUACAUAGAGAACAAAGAGUUGGGGAGAGAACUGGGGAUUAGUUUGUUGCGUAGCUGUUCACUGACAGUUUUAAAUCUGGCAAUCAUCAAUUACAGUAACAUUGAAGAUGGCUGGGAAUGCACACUGGUCAACAGCUUGGCUAGAAUGGCUUCAUUAACCACACUCAGUCUUGCAAUCGACGAUCGUGGCGGGGAGAGGAAAUGUGAAAGUGAAAAUGACGAUUUGAUCGCAUUGAAGUCCUUGACUACACUUUCCGUUGUUAUGAAUGGUAGCAAUUUAGAUGAAUUCUGGAGCAACUUUCUUAGAAAAUGUUUAGAAGGAAACGCCUCACUGAAAAAACUCUGUCUUGUAGCUAACAAUGUUGAGUCCGAUAUCGAUUUCUUAGAAGAUACAAUUGGAAUGCCAGAGUAUUGGGGAGAAGGUCUCGCUGAUGGUCUGGCAAGAACGACAUCAUUAAAUGAUUUAGCCUUAACAAUUAACAACAUUACUUCUACUGAUUACUACUGGGCAACCAGUGUCUGUAAUGGACUGUCUAAUAAUGAGUCGGUGACUAAUCUCGCUGUGACAGUCAGUGAUUACCAUUCCAUGAGCGCUGGGGAGUACGCACACUUUCUGAAAAUGGGUUUAACGGCAAACAAGUCAUUAACCACACUCACUCUGACAGUAAAUGACUACAGCGAAUUUGGAUGGUAUAAAAGCUGGUCCCGUUGGCCUCCGCUGAUGUAUUUUCUAGGCUUCAGUUUGGUAGAAAUGACAUCAUUGACUGAACUUAAUCUGAACCUCAACAUUUGCAGUGAAGUCAGUGAAGACUGGUUAACCGAUAUUUUCGACACUUUCGUGGAAAGUUCCUCCUUGACAACACUGAGAUUGAACGUUAACAACCAAUGCAGUACAGGGGAAAGUCGUUUGUAUGACUUUAGCAACCUUUUGCUGAAAAGCGAAUCGCUAUCUUCAUUUGAACUCAGCGUAACUUUUUAUGGGGAGUAA